This is a messenger RNA of Plasmodium falciparum 3D7, 1230 nucleotides long. RefSeq lists its product as uncharacterized. NCBI's taxonomy places the organism in Eukaryota, Apicomplexa, Aconoidasida, Haemosporida, Plasmodiidae. The record is from RefSeq and is a predicted model, not a curated record.
AUGAAAAGAAAGAAAAAUUUGUGUGUAAGAUAUUUUUUUGUUUUUUUUAUUUUAAUUAUCGUCAUAAUACAUGUAAAAUGUAAUAAACAUCAUAUAAGCAAAAAUAUUAAUAAUGAUUAUAAGGAGAACAUAAAAUAUAAUGAUAAUACAGCUGAAUGUUUUUCCUAUAAAGAUGAAGAGGGGGAUUUUUUUUUGUCUUUAAGCAAUAUUAUAGUAAGUACAUCGUAUUAUAAUCAUGAUAAAAAAGAAGAAAUAAUAUUAUUAAAUCAUAAUGUGAAAGAAAAUGAUUAUGAUUAUAUAUUUAUAGAUGAACUUGUAAGUUCCUAUAAAAUGAUAAAUAUAAAAUGUUCAUUUAAUAUAAAAAAGAGUUUUAAUAAAAACAAAUUAACUGUAUUGUUAGUAAAAGAAAUUGUGGAUAAAACAAAUAGAAAGAGGAAUACAAUGAUGAAAAAAGAUAUGAUAAAAUUUGUGGAUAGAAAUAUUGUAAAAGAUUUAAAAAAAGAAGAGACAUUUAUAUUUACAAAUAUUAUAGAUGAUAAUAAUAAUAAUAAUAUGGUAUAUUCGAAUUUAUCUUUGUUAUUAAUUAAUUUAAUUCCUUAUAAUGGUAAUUAUAAGAUGGAUAUUUACAUAAGUGAUGAUAAUUAUUCCAUAAAAUUAUGUUUUUUAAAAAUGAAUUUUUUUUUUCAUAAUUCUCUAUCUCUAGUUAAAUAUCCAGAGAAAAAAAUGGAUAAUCUUAUUAUGAGGAAUAUUAUAAAAAGUAUUGAUAAGAUGAGCACGAUGAGAAUCAAAUAUAAUAAAUAUGAUAAUAUAUGUUAUAAUAAUUAUAAUAAUACUGUAAAUCGUUAUGUUGUUUAUAAUUAUAGAGACUAUUAUUCUUUACCUUUAAUUUGUGAAGAAACAAAUUAUAAUAUACAAAAUGAAAAUAAUAAAAAAAAAAUGGGGAACACAUUUGUUAUAAUUUUUAUGAUAUGUUUAUUAUUUUUGUUAUUUGUUAUGUAUCUAUAUAUUAUAUUUAUAUAUUUACAAUAUAAUAUAAAAAAUAUACAUACACAAUAUAUUCAUUAUUUAUUCUUUAUAUCUCUUAUGUCUAUAAUUUUUUUGUUUAUUUUGUAUGAUCUAUAUUAUAAUAUUCUUCAAAUAUGUACAAUCUUUUUAUGUACAUGUACAUUUUUUUUGUUGAUUUUUUAUAAAUCCUUAAAGGCUUUAAGACAACAUAGAAAGGGUUCAUAA